ACGAGCAGUAGCCGGCUGGGGAUAAAGCGCAGCGGGUGCGAGACGCGGGAGGCAGCUGUUGAGACAGGAGGAGCGUCCUACUCGCACUGACCCACUCGCUGACCCACUCGGGAUCCGGCCUGGGGGGGCCAGGGGCACGCACGCGCACGGCGAACUUCCCGAGUGGGACUUCUAGGGGGCAGGAGUGGGGCGCCGAGGGCGCAUGGAGCCCACGGAGAAGCGGUACCUGUUGGACGUCAAACCUGGAGCCCGGUCAUAUUCUGGAACUCCUUGGCAGAAUGGGGCCUGUCCAAUUCCCUUGCCUGAGCCUGGUCUAGACCUGCAGGCCAUUGGACUAGACUCACAGAGCAAUCAGCACUGCCAUGCCCAGCAGAGCCUCAGUGACCCCUAUGACUAUCAGAAGGAGAGGGCCCGGCGACAGUUGUAUGUAGCGGCCACCAUCUGCCUUGUCUUCAUCAUCGGAGAGGUUGUAGGUGGUUACCUGGCCCACAGCUUGGCGGUCAUGACAGAUGCAGCCCACCUGCUCACCGACUUUGCCAGCAUGCUCAUCAGCCUCUUCUCUCUCUGGAUGUCCUCCCGGCCAGCGACCAAGACCAUGAACUUUGGCUGGCAUCGAGCAGAGAUCUUGGGAGCACUGCUGUCAGUGCUGUCCAUCUGGGUGGUGACUGGGGUCCUCGUAUACCUGGCUGUGCAGCGUCUGGUCUCUGGAGACUAUGAGAUUGAAGGUGGGGCUAUGCUGAUCACUUCAGGCUGUGCUGUGGCAGUGAAUAUCAUAAUGGGGUUCACUCUUCACCAGUCUGGCCAUGGCCAUGGGCACAGCCAUGGACACAAUCAUGGGAGCAGUUCAAAGCAGGAGGAGCAGAACCCCAGUGUCCGAGCAGCCUUUAUCCAUGUGGUUGGGGAUCUGCUUCAGAGCCUGGGUGUCCUAGUGGCCGCCUACAUCCUCUACUAUAAGCCUGAGUACAAGUACGUGGACCCCAUCUGCACCUUCCUCUUCUCCAUCUUAGUGCUGAUCACUACUCUAACCAUCUUGAGGGAUGUGGUUCUCGUUCUGAUGGAAGCAACCCCCAAGGGGGUGGAUUUCACCGCUGUCCGAGACCUGCUGCUUUCCGUGGAAGGCGUGGAGGGCCUGCACAGCCUGCAUAUCUGGGCUCUGACCCCAGCCCAGCCGGUGCUCUCUGUCCACAUCGCCAUUGCCCAGGAGGCAGAUGCCCAAGCUGUGCUGAAAGAGGCCAGAACCCGGCUCCAGGGGAUGUUCCAUUUCCAUACCACCACCAUCCAGAUAGAGGAUUAUUCCGAGGACAUGAGAGACUGUCAGGAAUGCCAAGGUCCCUCCGACUGAGCCUCCUCCCUCUCCUGAGCUGCUGUCUCUCCCAGAGCCACCUGGAAUCUCAGUGAAGUGUGUGGGACUGGGGGUGGGGGAGAAGAGAGCAAGGUAGUUUGUGUGUUUCUCAGACCCCCAGGGCCUCUCCCCAGGACUCAGCCUAUUCCCAUGUUCCUUUUUUAUAUGUAAAUUCAGGCACGUCCUGGACCCUCACCCUUUUGUGGGGGCCCUUGGACCGUACUGGAUUUAUUGCCUGAGCUGAGAUGAGCUGAGCCAGCCCCUCACUCAGGACCCCCUCUGCCAACAGCACUCCUGGUUGGCUCCCCCUGGCCCACUGUAAGUACCCGGAUAGGACUCUGGAUAAUUUAUAAUAUAUGAUGACUUCUUUCUUCCCCUGAAUGAUGCUCCAGGCUCUUUAUGUGGUCAGAUAGGGCAAGGUGAAGGAAGAUACCUGCCCCAUUACACAUGCUGAUGACCCUUUUCCUAAGACUGUUCCCCCAGGCUGGCUUGGAGGUACCUCUCCUGGGAAAAGAGGGAGAAUUAGGCUGUUCCUAGAAUUAGAGUUGAGGCUCUACUACCAACGGUUUAACUUUGAACUUGGCCCUAAGGGCUGGUACUGAGGCUGAGAUGGGGAAAGAGGGAAGGGACUUGCCCCCAGCCUCUCCCACCUUCUUGUUGCUGGCUCCAGGGGGUAUCUUAUAACUUUCUGUCCUGGCACAUUCCCACAAUCCUGUUUGUUUUUCCUCACUGUCAAAAGACAAAUUAUAUUUAAGAAAGACCUAAUAGGGAAGGAUGGGCUUAGAGGAGCCUGGAGGGGUAGAUGCCGAGGCCCAGACUGGGAGCACCAGGUCAGAACUUUCGGAUUUCUGUGCCUCUUAGGGCAUCUCAAGAAGUAGCCUCAGUUUCCCCAGCUAUAGGCCCUUUCAUUGAAUUAGCAUUUUCAAUCUGGAGACCAUAUCAGAGACCAGGUCAUCUGACCUUCCAAUUGACAGGACCCAGAGCUAGGAGGUGGCAUUCUCAAAGUUACCUGGUAUAUGUGGGUUCUGAGACCUAGAGCUAGAAGGCACCUCAGAGGCCAUCUAGUCUAGACCCAUUUUACAGGUGAGGAAACUAGGGGCCAGAGAAAUGACUUGCCCAGAGCCACACAAGCAGCAAGCAUCAGAGGCAGAUUUUGAACCCAGGUCUUCUGACUUCAGAGUCAGCUGUGUGCCCUGUCCAAGGGCAGAGCUGGGACUCCAUUAAGAGGCCACUUCCUGGGCAGCUAGGUGGCACAGUGGAUAAAGCACCGGCCCU
Messenger RNA from Dromiciops gliroides (monito del monte), 2617 nucleotides. RefSeq names its product solute carrier family 30 member 2 (gene SLC30A2). Bases 203 to 1342 code for a protein of 379 amino acids. Gene Ontology annotation, molecular function: zinc ion transmembrane transporter activity. Gene Ontology annotation, cellular component: plasma membrane. The transcript is spliced from 8 exons. The record is from RefSeq and is a predicted model, not a curated record. NCBI's taxonomy places the organism in Eukaryota, Metazoa, Chordata, Mammalia, Microbiotheria, Microbiotheriidae. Gene Ontology annotation, biological process: zinc ion transmembrane transport; response to zinc ion.